Messenger RNA from Panicum virgatum (switchgrass), 1454 nucleotides. Its product is annotated as 54S ribosomal protein L24, mitochondrial-like. The transcript is spliced from 3 exons. Gene Ontology annotation, cellular component: mitochondrial large ribosomal subunit. Lineage: Eukaryota; Viridiplantae; Streptophyta; Magnoliopsida; Poales; Poaceae. The record is from RefSeq and is a predicted model, not a curated record. Gene Ontology annotation, molecular function: structural constituent of ribosome. The coding region runs from base 130 to 753 and encodes 207 amino acids.
AGCCCAAUUCUGCAGCUCCCAGCGGCGAACCGAGCGGAAGGCCGGAAGCCCUCGCCCCUACGCACCAAAACCUCGCGAAGCGACCGGCCGCCGGCGCCGCCCUCGAAGCAAGAGGAGAAGUGGAGCAAGAUGUCGUUCCGGGCGAGAGAGAUGUACAAGAAGGUGGUGCGGCGCGUGGGAGGCGAGGGGAAGCUGCCGGCGGAGCUGAUGAAGUCGGUGAAGGACAUGCUCCCCAACAGCAAGGUCGUCAUGGGGCGGGCCAAGCGCGGCAUCUUCGCCGGCCGCCACAUCCAGUUCGGGAAUAAGGUCUCCGAGGACGGCGGCAACAAAUCAAGGCGAUCAUGGAAGCCAAAUGUUCAGGAGAAGCGUCUCUUCAGCUAUAUUCAUGACCGUCACAUUAGAGUUAAGGUUACCACACAUGCACUUCGGUGCAUUGACAAAGCUGGUGGUAUAGAUGAAUACCUCCUGAAGACACCUUACAAGAAAAUGGAUACUGAGAUGGGGAUAGCGUGGAAAGCAAAGAUUGAAAAGAUGUAUUCAGAGCUGGCUGAAAUGGAAGUAGGCUUCUUCCCUCCUGAGGAAGAGGCUAAAAUUGACCAGGGUUUUGACGAGGUCCGUGCUGCCAAGAGAGACUUCCGUAGGGAAGCAAGAAGAGCUUUGGCAAAGCAAAGGCAGUUAGAAGCAGGUGAAGACCAAACAACUGAAGUCACAGACAAAAAGGAAGAGGUAUCUACUACUGCUGCUGCAGCUUGAACCUGAACUUUUGUACCUGUCUUUGAAUGAUAAAUGGAGGCAGCAAAAUAUUGGUUGUUCCUGGCAAAUAAUGGAAGGCUUACUCUUGAUAUAAACUGGGCAAAUUUUUGGGAGCAGCAGUGUAUGUUAAGCCAACCUCUCUUCUAUAUCAACAUCUUAGUGUUGUAAGAACUCCUAUUUUGGUGGAAAUUUUGUACAACCAUUGAAUACUCAAGACUCAAGAGCCUGAAUUGAGGUAGUUUAUCAUGUAGAAUUUCUCUAUUUACUGCAGCUGCCACACCAACUAAAUUGUUGAAAUAAUAGCGAUUAACAACCUAGCUCAUUUCUGUUACAUUCUUAUUAUUUAUUGCUUGCAAGUAAGCAAAAUGAAUGCUUCACUAGUUUAGUUUGUAGUGUCGAAAGAUCUGGUGCAAAAAAAAUAAAAAUAAAAUUCGGUGAACAAUUAUCAUGAACUCGCAUGCUUGCUGUUAUGCUGCUACUUAUGUCAUGACCAAUAUUUGCCUCCUUAGACAGAAAACUCAAUUUGAUUCCUUUCUUAUGUACCUGGAUCUCGUAUUAUUGUUGUUGGUAUUGAUUUCUGAUUAUCACAUCUGCUUGGGAUUGUUCUUGUCAAGACCUCACGAUAGCAUCAUAGUUAAGUGUUUGUUGAUAUAAUAUCAACAGGAGAUGGUACAUUGCCGGCUCCAUAUGAACAAACACAA